AAGUGUCAAAACAUUUUUGAAUCAAAAUAUUUACAUUUGUUUUAAUAUAUUUCUACUAAUAUAUUAAUUAAUUUUAUCAUUUCUAAUGUUUAAGAUAUUUUCAUACGAUGGAUGUUUGUAGUCCCCUCUUCAAAAUACUCAAAGAAAUCCGUCAGCUCGGUUGCGAAAAUGAGGCACAAUGUUCUGCGGCCUACCGGCUUUACAUUCAUCUCUGCGAAGAACGCCACCUCUGGGACGUCCAGUACUAUUACUCGAAGCAGCUCAAUCUAAUCUACCUCACAGCACGUAAGCAGCAAGACUCUUCCCCGGAGGUGUACAUCCCUGUGCCAACAUUCGAGGGUGUCUCCAUGACGGACAUCGAUCGCUACCAAACGGAACUGACAACAUCCGGCGGUUCAGACGGUUCGGCCACCUCCGUCAUCAUUGCAUUCUGCGACCCAAGCUCGUCGGUACUGCUGUACAAAUUGACCAACACCGUGAAACCACUGGAGGAGAAACCCCUGUCGAAGAACAAGAUGGCCAAGCAGAGAGCCAAGGCGAAUAAAACAGGUGACUCUUAGAACUGCUAGGGCUUUCGGAUGUUCGUUCUAGCUGAUGUAUCACCACACCUUCGUGAUUUUUUGAUCAUUCUUCUUUUAAUUACAGAAUAAGCAGUAUUAAUAUAUUUUUGUAUCUGUUUUCUUUUCGUUUUUUGCCAACGAUUCCUUUUCUUGUAUAGUUAUUGAUUCUUAGCGAUUCUUCCUUCUUGUUUUUAAAUGUCUCCACGCCUCUAUUUAUGUUAUUUUCUGGUUUUCUCUGUUUUUUUUUCGAUAGUUAUUAUGUUUAUGUUUUUUCAUCUUUUUUUGACUAGAAUUUAUCAUUUUUAAACCUCUUUUUUUCUACACCCAUUGUUUGCUGCAUUUCGUCGCCGUCUUGCUGCGCCAUUACUUUCAACGAAAAACUUUAAACUGGUAAUUUAAUGUUAAUGUAUGUUUAGCUGUAUGUUUUAAAAAACAGAUGUAGUAUAAGACUAAUCUUGUCUAUUUCUCUGGUGUAUUCUGUAGUCUCUAUGAUGGUUCUUGUAAUUUACACAAUGCACAGGCAGAUGAACAAAUUGGCUACGUCGUGUGAAUUUUACAGUUUGUGUGUUCAAUUUUUUGCAUUAAAAUAGAACUGAAUGAUAUGAUGAUUGAAGCGUUGCAACGCAAUUGAAAUACAUAGCACCACGAGGGAUGUAAGCGAACGCAAAAACUGCUGAUGAUGAUAACAUUGUGCCAUUACUGAUGGGUUUCUAUUAAGGUUAUCAAAGAUAUAAACUAAAUCACAUGGUUUUUUUUACACACAAGCAUAAAAGUAAACGCUAACAUAGGAAGAUACAAUAUUUUUUUAACAAAGUCUUUCAGCUUUGAGGCUUCAACUUAAAACAAUAACUUAAAACUAGCAACAUGAUUUUGAUUUACACACGAUUAGUCGGUCAGACGUUUGAGAAACCAACCGAAACUAGCGUGGGGUUUUUGUUCAGUGCAAAACAAGCUCUCUGUAACCAACAAAUAGAAAUUGCACAUUUGCCCCUUGGCGAUCCAUUGACUGAUCCGACGGCGAAUGGGUCUCUCGGAUAUUCUACACGAUACCGCGGCGCGGCGGUGGUUUCUACACUACACAAGCACGUGCACGAUUAAGAUGGUGCAAAAGUAACUGAAUCCUGGUCGUUCACCGACCGUUCGCGCGUCUCGUCUAUUGUUCCGUUCGUUCUAUCUAGAAGUAGGCUGUAUGUGAAAAUGACAAUAAAAACUGACGACUGAUGAGACGAUACGAUGCGAUGUUUCUUUACACGGAUACAUCGACGGAAAGAGAAAAAGACAGCGGACAGCGAAAAUGUGGUGUUUUCACGAUUGGUACACAACAACGUCGUUAAACCUAUAAGAGAAUAGUUGGCCUAGCGCUAACACGUACCUAUGUCUUUUCCUAUUGAUUCACUCCACUCAGGUUCGCUGCCUUCUCUUCUAGAACUACUCGCUAAAACCUCCUUCAAUGCCUGACUGGGGCCGUCCAACUACGGGAUGGAGCUCUCGGGUCUAACUUAUUCAAAUACGACGAAGGAACGAGGGUUUUUUUUCGUAAAUCCGAUUUACUAUUUAAGCGACACAAGGAGAUCAUCAGUAUCGAAGAAAGUCUGAAAUCGUGUGAAAAUUUUACUAUUGCUUUGAAGGUGUUUUCAAUUUGGGACUGUUGCGGUGCGAUGCGAUGUGGGGCGAGCAGAGAUGCUCGUUUGGACGUGGCCGGUGCAGGGUGGGCACGUGGCGCACUCGCUACUGGAGGAAAACGCGCACUUUUUUUUUGGGUGUUUUGCGCGUCUAAGCCAGUAGGAUUUUCGAGAUGGCGUUGUGCGCGAAUGGAUUUUGUUUUACCGUUAAUCGUCGAAUUCGCGCUUAGUUCUAUGGCUACGCUUCGGGGUCGUAGCCAUCAAAGCCGUUUAUGGGGGCGGGUAUCUCUUGUACUGGAGCACGUGUCCACCCAUGGGAAACCAUGUCGAGAAGGGAGUAAUAUAACUUAGAUGAAGCAGUUUCGCGAAUUUUGCAAUGACUUUUUUUUUUUUGACGUAGGACUACGGCUCUCUGUUUUACUAAAAAAGGUGGCGCUCUGAAAUCACGGUUGCUCAAUUGAACCUAAAAAAACAAAACAAAAUAACAGAAACGAACUCACCAAAUGAGAUGAAUUCUGCAUUUCUUUCUCUGCAUAGCCAUUCUCUGAAUUUGCCUACAAAGAUGUUAAAUGAAGUAGGUUUUGCAGCGAAAUGUAAGAAGAUCACCACCCUUGCAUUAUUUUUCCGUGUAUUUAACAGUUACGCU
Messenger RNA from Aedes albopictus (Asian tiger mosquito), 2828 nucleotides. RefSeq lists its product as uncharacterized. Gene Ontology annotation, biological process: tRNA splicing, via endonucleolytic cleavage and ligation. The record is from RefSeq and is a predicted model, not a curated record. Gene Ontology annotation, molecular function: nucleic acid binding. Bases 108 to 560 code for a protein of 150 amino acids. NCBI's taxonomy places the organism in Eukaryota, Metazoa, Arthropoda, Insecta, Diptera, Culicidae. The transcript is spliced from 3 exons.